UGUGCAUGUGAAUGUGUGCAUGUGAGUGUGCAUGUGUGUGUGCAUGUGAAUGUGUGCAUGUGAGUGUGCACAUGGUCUGGUUCAGUGGGCAGAGGAAACCUCUACCUGCUGCCUUCUCCUCCUCCGUUACAUAGAAAUGUGGGAAACCGGCAGGUCAAACCGGCUCUGCCAUCACCUCCAUCAGCGGUUCGGCAUGUCGGCGUGUCGCAGCACGAAGGCUCUCAAACCUCUGACUGCCCCACAGACGGAAGCAGAUGAAGAUCUCUCACAUCUGUCCCUGAACGCCGUUUCUCAACGGUUCUUUCUGGCAUUUCUGUAGAAGCAGUUUUCCUUCAUCAUCCAUCUUCUCCUGAUAAUCCAGAUCCGGGUCUCAGCAGAGAGUCCCAGACCUCCUUCUCCACAUGAACUUCUUCCAGAUCUGCCGUGAUUGGAUGGGUGAUCCGCUGGAGUUUCCUGAGUCCUUCGGUGGACGGUGUUGGUAGAGGACUGCUCCCCUCGAGGCUCCGAAUGGUUUGCCAGACCUUUUUUGAGGUUGACCAAUGGUUCUUCUCCGUGAGGUUCCUGAACGCCUCCCAGACCUGACUUUUUCUUGCUGCUGCUCGCUCUGCAUGCCGCUUGGACUGUCCACACCGGAGACUUUGACCGUCCAGACCACCACGGGACUACAACGACGGCGCUCCAAGGAUCCACUUAAAGUCCAGACCUCAACCUGGUUCAGAAGCUGAGGUGGAGCAUCAGAGAGAUGAACGCUGGAAAAGGGGGCGGGGCUGAGGCUCUUGCUGGUAAACACAGAUUUCUCACUCAUUGUGACAAAGCCAUCUUUAAGGACAUUUUGGUGUCAGAAGUGUGAUCUGAACCCACGUUUCUUUCAAGACUGCGACCUCAAAUGUCACAGUGUGGUGUGACUAGAGGGGCCUGGUUACCAUAGGUGGCAGGAACAGGGUUUUCAUUACACUCAGCUCCUUCCCUUUUAUGGGCUCCAGGUAACUGGCUGACCACGUUCAGGAAGGAAGCCCCUUUAACCAAACAAGAAAGAAAAUGUGCAACAAACGACAGAAACAUUUUGGAAACCAUACGGUUAAAGUCCUGUAAACAAAUACAAACAACUCAUAUCAUUACCACCAAAAGGUUUACAAAGAAAUCCAAAUUCUUUCAACUUCCUGUGCCCAACUCCUAAACAGGAAGUGAAGGUCUUGGCUGCCAUUUUGUUCUUUGGGCAACAGGAAGAGAAGGUGAGAAACAUGACAGGACAUCUAAACGUGAAGAGGUGCUACAGACAGAUGACAUGUAGAUACCACUCCUUGGUCACGCUCAUCUUUGUGAGCGGUAACGGCGUUCUGCCGCGACAGGUGGACUGCUUCGUUUGGCAGCUGUAAAAACUCACUGGUCCACCUGUCGAUGAAGGUUCUCCUUCAUCCAGGUGUGGUCCUGAAGUGGAGUCAUGGCAUCUGGAUCUCUAGUCUUCCAGCGUCUCAUCCGUCAGACCGAGGAUCUCUGGUCCACCUGGAAGCGGGGAUCGCCGUUGACCCGGUUCAGUGUGAUUGUAGAGGAAACUGGAUGGUUCAGGAGGACUUGCUGGUGAUGCUGCCCCCUACAGAGCAGCUGUUGGACUUGCAGUGGUCAGUCAUGUCAACAGAGGAGAGAUGUUCUCCAGAACUCUGUAAACUGGGCCUCUCUUUGGUGCAUGGUUCCUCGUUCCGUUUCCUUUUUGAGCUGAACAGUCGGGUCAAUCAUCUCCUGCCUGGCCUCGGUCUGCAGCUCCUCUUUGGGUUUUGUCGUGUGGUUUUCCGCUGAUUCAUCACCGCUCAAGCAGAUGAUGCUUGAGCGGGGGGGGGGGUAGCGGUCUGGCUUUGACUUGCAAAUGAGCAGCAGAGCCGCUCACAAAACUCUGUCACAGUUAUGAGGCACUUUGUUUUUCUGCGGCUCUUCCUCCUCCCCCUCUGAGUUCUUCCUCCUGCGGGCGCGACAGAAGAAGGAAGUCAGCUUCUCCUCACUGCUUCACACAGACAGGCGCACAGGUGAGUCCUGCAGGUAACCGCUGCCUCUGGAUCCCACCUCCACUCUGCUGUCAUGAGAUGGAAAGUUUCAGACGUCUGACUUAGAAAGGGAACACACCAAAAACCUUUUUUAUUUCCAGUGACUUUGUCCGGAUCAGAGAUUUCCAGACUUGAUGAUCAUAAACCAGAAACAUGAAUCUCUCUAGUCCGUCUCCAGCAUCUCCGUCUGAAAUGUCUCCCAGGACGAAUGAAAGUCAUUCAGACGGAGCGAUGCAGAGCUCCACCCACGUUUUCUUCACAAUCGCCUACAGUCUGCUGUUUGUGGUGGGUUUGCUCCUCAACGGUUUCACUCUGAAGGUCUACUUCUGCAGAGCUCAGCAGAUGACGGCCAGCAGCGUCACCAUCUACCUGAAGAACCUGGCGGCUGCAGACUUCCUCCUCAGCCUCUGCCUCCCCCUCCGAAUCAUCAACUUUUCCAUCAAAGACCUCACCAUCCGUAAGACCUACUGCAGCUUCGGCGCCUCGGCGUUCUACCUGAACAUGUACGCCAGCAUCCUCUUCAUGGGCUACAUCGCGACUAACAGGUAUUUGAAGAUUGUCCAUCCUGUAGGAAACCACGUCCUCCAGACCCGUAAAGCUGCUUUUAUCCUCUCCACGGUAACCUGGGCGGUCCUUGGGUCUGUAAUGGGCUUGUACGCCAUCCUGUCGAUCGCCACAGCGAAAGAGAACGUCACCGUCCCCCCGGAGAUCAGCUGUGAUUUCCUGCAGGGUCCGGAGGUGGACCUGCUCUACAAAGCCGUCCACACCGUCUGCUUUAUCGUCUUCCUGUUUGUCCUGGGCGCCCUGGCCUUCCUGUACCGCGGCAUCUCCAGAAGGGUGUUGCUGAUGCAAAGACGGCAGUCGGCGACGUCCACCUCCAAAAAGCUCACCAAGUCCCGCAGAAACAUGCUGGUUCUGGUCAGCGUCUUUAGCAUUUGCUUCGUCCCGUAUCACCUGAUUCGUCUUCCUUACGCCUUCAACAAGAACUCUGUGCAAUCGUGGGGGCAGUGGUUCACUAACCUAAAGGAGGUGGGGGUCAUGCUGUCGGCUUGUAACGUCUGCCUGGACCCCCUCAUCUACUUCAUCUUCUGCAAAGCGUUUCGCGCUCAGCUGAUGUUCAAGAGGGUUUUCGACACAUCCGAGGUCUCGGCGACGUACUUUAACCCGGACAGGAGGACCAGCGACGGUUCCAACAGGAACAACGGGAAGCUGUCGCCAAGCUCUUUAACCAAUCGCCCCAGCGUGGUGUAAGGCCGACGCUCCAACCAUCUGUGUGGCGGUCAGAGCUCCCAUUCUCAACCCCACACACCCAGGAGAUGGAAAAAUCCUUCUGGUCAUGUGACCUGCUGGUCUGCAUCGGCCCACGUGAAGCUUACGCUUUGUGCUGGUCGCCAUCUUGGCUGGAUGGGAAGAAAUGACAAAGAUGACGCAAUUUCUUCCCAAGUACAUUUUCAAGAAUGUUGACUCCAAGGAGGUCUUGGAGUCAACUGUAAGUAUUUUCCUGAUCCUCCUGAAGGGUGCAAAAGCUCAUUGGAUUGUGUAACAAGCCCCCCGUGGUGAACUGAAGGUCUUCAGCCAGUGGUGGAAGGAAGUGAAAGUGUUUUGUCCUCCGGACGUCCUGAAAGAUCACAGUGGGUUCCUAAAGGGACGCUUGGAUCAUGUUUUCUAUCCGUUCCUUUCAAUGAGUCUUUUUUAUGGUCAGAAAAAGACUCUCCUGUUGACCGAUGGAUGAAUCCACGGAAGACCCAAGUCUGCAAAGAGUCACGACUAAAAUGCUUCCUUCAUGUUUAAAAGAAAGACAGAAUAUGAGAAGAAGCUGCAGAAGUGGCUUUUUCUGUCUGUCCACACACAAACAGAACCUUCCAGAUGAAACCAGCUCCCAUAAUCCACCUGGACAAAUCUGCACAGACCUGCAAGAGCGCCGCCGCUUCUGACUAUUAACUUUUUUUAUUUGCUGUGAAAACAUUACAACCAAACCAACAGAGACUUGGAGCUGAAAUGACUCCCAGAAAAAGUUCUGAUGGUUUUUAUUCUGUUUUUGUGUUGAAAAUAUUGUUUCAUUUCUUAAAGAAAGGUCAGUAAUAACAUUGUUAAAAUAUUUAUUUCUAAGAUAUUUAAUAUGUACAAAUGUGUAUAUAUUCACACAUACAUGUUUGUUUCAUUGUUUGCUUCUUUGUCUAUUCUGUUUAAGCAGUUUUUUGUUUCUUAUUUUGUGUUUUAUUUUUUGUCACUCUUGGAACAGUAAAAACUGUAAAACUUUAAGAAGCGUUUAAAUUAAAAACUAUAUUUUAUAGAAGUUAUAUAUAUUAAA
Molecule: messenger RNA, 4347 nt
Organism: Oryzias latipes (Japanese medaka)
Lineage: Eukaryota; Metazoa; Chordata; Actinopteri; Beloniformes; Adrianichthyidae
Source: RefSeq, a predicted model, not a curated record